Camelina sativa (false flax) is the source of this 707-nucleotide messenger RNA. Its product is annotated as ALA-interacting subunit 1. NCBI's taxonomy places the organism in Eukaryota, Viridiplantae, Streptophyta, Magnoliopsida, Brassicales, Brassicaceae. Gene Ontology annotation, cellular component: Golgi apparatus; plasma membrane; endoplasmic reticulum. The record is from RefSeq and is a predicted model, not a curated record.
AUGUUACAGUUAAAAGAUGCUCAUUACAUAGAACGAUUGAUGCUCNACACUCUAUCAAGAAAGAACCAGCCUUUAGCUGUUAACAAGAAAGGAAUAGCAUGGAAGAGUGACAAGGAACACAAGUUUGGGAAAAAUGUGUUUCCAAAGAACUUCCAGAAGGGUAAUAUCACCGGUGGUGCCACACUAAAUCCAAAAAUACCAUUGAGUGAGCAAGAGGAUCUGAUUGUGUGGAUGAGGACUGCAGCUUUGCCAACAUUUAGAAAAUUAUACGGGAAGAUAGAGACUGAUUUGCAUAAGGGUGAUACCAUAGAAGUGAAUCUGCAGAACAACUACAACACAUACAGUUUCAGUGGGAAGAAGAAGCUUGUCCUGUCCACAACAAGUUGGCUUGGUGGAAAGAACGACUUCCUCGGCAUUGCUUACCUCACAGUUGGGGGGAUAUGUUUCGUCCUAGCACUUGCAUUUACCGUCAUGUACCUUGUGAAACCCAGGCGACUUGGUGAUCCUACCUACUUGUCCUGGAACAGAAUUCCUGGAGGUCGGUAAACAAAGACUCUGCAUCAUCUAAGUUUGUAAAUCUACUUAUCCGUGGUUGUAAUCUGAUUCAAAACUGCAAGUGAUGGUUUUCUUAUUAUUCAUGUGAAAUGUAUGUAAGAUGUUACAGUUAAAAGAUGCUCAUUACAUAGAACGAUUGAUGCUCCCUAUCA